AUGUCCCGCAAAAAGGCGGGUAAGGGCAAAAACGGCAACAGCAGCCCGAUGACAGGCAGCCCCACCGGAAAACAGAACGGGAAAACUGGGAAGAGCACCGCAGGGACGGGGAGCGUGGUGCAGGCGAACGGUAUGGUUCAUCCGAGCAGACCCUCACUCAGCAACAGCAGCGAGUUUUAUGACAUCGCAUUCAAGGUGAUGCUGGUGGGAGACUCCGGGGUGGGGAAGACCUGUCUGCUGGUGCGCUUCAAAGACGGAGCCUUCCUGGCAGGAAGCUUCAUCUCUACUGUGGGCAUCGACUUCAGGAAUAAAGUGCUGAACAUUGACAGACUGAAGGUGAAACUUCAGAUCUGGGACACAGCUGGACAGGAGCGUUUCCGCAGCGUCACACACGCCUACUACCGUGACGCCAAUGCUCUCCUGCUGCUGUAUGACGUGACCAACAGAACAUCUUUUGACAACAUCAAG
Molecule: messenger RNA, 468 nt
Organism: Salvelinus namaycush (lake trout)
Lineage: Eukaryota; Metazoa; Chordata; Actinopteri; Salmoniformes; Salmonidae
Product: ras-related protein Rab-26-like
Exons: 5
Cellular component (GO): Golgi apparatus; endosome
Molecular function (GO): GTP binding; GTPase activity
Source: RefSeq, a predicted model, not a curated record